AUGGGUGGUCCACCAUAUAUGAAUAACCCUAUGAUGAGGCCAAACCCAUCAGUUAUGGCCUCUCCAGAUGCUAUGAAUCUGUCAUCUGUUGAUGUUUACCGACAGAAACAUGAUGUUACAGCAACGGGUCAUCAACCAAGUGCUAUCAAUGUGCAAAUAUAUAGGCUUAUAAAGGAGUGGGCAACAUGGGACAUUGCAAGACGAGUUGUAUUUGCAUUUUUUGGUAUCUUUGUUGGAACUAAAGAAAAUCCUGAAUUUUUGCAAGAUGUUCCAUCCAAAUUAGAUAAAAACUCAAAGAUUAUAGUAGCUUGCUCAUAUAAAGGUACAAUGAAAUCUAGCAGCGAAUAUUAUCCAAUGUUAUGGUAUUAUUCAAGUAAUGUAGUCAACUGGAUCAUCCUUACAAAUACACUAUCAAGAUUGGAGGGACAAAUUGGCUUUAUUCAGUUGUGUAUCUUCUCUAUAGAUUUGGAAAAUUUUGCGGAAAAUAUUGAAGGGGUGAAAAGUGAUUAAUUAAAUAAAAUAUGGAAAACUUGACACGAAGACAUGAAAACGCUUUGAAAUUUUGUAGUAUUUUUUGUUUUUUUUUUUAUAUUUUAUUUUGUAUCGGACAAAGUACAUGUA
Molecule: messenger RNA, 621 nt
Organism: Lactuca virosa
Lineage: Eukaryota; Viridiplantae; Streptophyta; Magnoliopsida; Asterales; Asteraceae
Source: the annotation of a GenBank genome assembly